This is a messenger RNA of Salarias fasciatus (jewelled blenny), 1234 nucleotides long. RefSeq names its product OCIA domain-containing protein 1. Bases 125 to 868 code for a protein of 247 amino acids. The record is from RefSeq and is a predicted model, not a curated record. The transcript has 8 exons. Gene Ontology annotation, cellular component: endosome. Lineage: Eukaryota; Metazoa; Chordata; Actinopteri; Blenniiformes; Blenniidae.
AUGCCAGUCGUUACAGGAGCGAUGACAUUGUACCGAUCGCCCUGUUUGUUGGUCCACCUAGUGACACAGACUCCAUUAUUAUACAUGCUUUGAGGUGUCGGUGAGACCUGGCAUUGCUGAGAAAAUGUCGUCCCCAGGCACAGGCUUCUCGGAGAACCAGCAGUCCACAGCAGCUCAGGAGCCUCUCAGCGUGGGAUACAUCCCCACAGAGGAGGAGAAGAGGGUCUUCAAAGAGUGCAACCAGGAGAGCUUUUUUUACAGAUCGGUGCCCUUCUCAGUGGUCAGCAUGGCCGUCACUCAAGCACUAGUUGCCAGAGGAACUCUGUCUGCCUCUCCGAGGUUUGGAUCUCUACCCAAAGUGGCCUUUGCUGGUUUCUGUGGCUACCUGGCUGGCAAACUGUCGUAUAUGAAGACAUGUCAGGAGAAGUUCAAGAGGCUGGAGAACUCUCCGCUGGGCGAGGUCCUACGACAGAGGACAGGACCUCCUGCACAUUAUUCCAGAGGCCCUCAGUCAGAGCUGAACGACCCAGAUGUCCAGUCCUUUGACAGCAUGUUUCAACCUGCAGAAACGCCAAGCCCCAUGUCCAGCCACUCCAGAGAUUAUGGAUAUAGCCCCAGUCAGGAGUCACCUAUGCAGCUGGGCAAGGGAGACGACUUCAGUGCUCCAGUCCAAUCCUACACGGAGGAGGAGGAGCCCAGGAGAAAGCCCAUCCUCUAUGAGGACCUGAGGCUGAAAAACCGGGAGAACUACGAGGUGACCCUCAGUCAGAAGGCCGACACGAUGCUCCGAGCACCAGCAGAGAAGGAGCCAGAGAGACCCAAGAAAGCAGUGAAGAAGAAUAUCUAUGGAGAUGCCUGGGAAGACUGAGUUUGGCUCUGUAGUGAAGAUGUGACCUGUUGUUUGGCAUCGCUGAUACUGCCGAAAAUGGAAAUGUUUGAAUUUAUCACUGUCUAGUCAAAUAAAUCAGAUUGAAGAGUAAAAUGUCCUUGCUUUAAUAAUAGUUCAUUUGAAUUCAUAAUACUAAUUAAAAGUUCUAAAAUAGGCGACAAUUAGGAUAUCUUGACUUUGAAUUGUUAGACCAAAAGUUAUGUGAAAGAUUAUUUUCUCACCUGGAGUCUAGAACUCAAAUUAUAGGUGUUGAUUAUUUUUUGUUCACCAUUAAGAGUGGGGAAAAAUAAGUAUUUGGUAUAUUACAUGAAAAUAAAUAAAUUUUUAAUGUCAGAGCAGCUGAAG